Molecule: messenger RNA, 2846 nt
Organism: Papaver somniferum (opium poppy)
Lineage: Eukaryota; Viridiplantae; Streptophyta; Magnoliopsida; Ranunculales; Papaveraceae
Product: glutamate receptor 2.7-like
Exons: 5
Coding region: 114-2669 (851 amino acids)
Cellular component (GO): plasma membrane
Molecular function (GO): signaling receptor activity; ligand-gated monoatomic ion channel activity
Source: RefSeq, a predicted model, not a curated record
CCAGGAAAUUUCCGUUGAAACCUUCAAUAUUCUUAUGUGGAAGCUAAUAAAUAUGAACAAAGCAAAUCAAAACAUCCGGGUACAUCUUAAUGUGAUUUUUCAUUUUUAUAACCAUGAAAAAAUUAAGUCGAUUUCUCAUCUUUCUAUUCUUCAGUCUUCCACUCUCCUCUGUCGAAACUCAAAACAAUGGGCUCAGGGAUGGCAAAGCCAUUUUCCAUGUUGGGGUGAUCCUGGAUUUGACUUCCACUGUCGGGAAUGUCACCGAAACAUGCAUUUCUAUAGCAGUUUCGAAUUUCUACAAAAUUCAUCCUAACCAGAAUACGAGGGUAGUUACUCAUAUACGUGAUUCCAAAGGUGAUCCUAUUACUGCGACCACUGCAGCCUUAGAUUUGAUAAACACUGUCGGGGUGAAAGCAAUCAUAGGCCUAGAAUCAUCGGUAGGAGCAGAAUUUGUUGCAUAUAUUGGUAGCAAAUCUCAUGUACCAAUCCUCUCCUUCUCGCCAACUCAUUCAUCCAUUUCUCCGACUCAAGUUCCUUACCUUAUUAGAGUUGCCCAGAAUGACUCAUCACAAGUAAAGGCUAUUGCAGCCAUCAUUCAAGCAUACAAGUUGAAGGAAUUAUCUAUAAUUCAUGAUGAUAGCCAACUUGGGUCUGCUCUAGUACCAUCCCUUACCGUUGCUCUUUUUGAUGUUGGUGCUCAUGUAUGUAAUACGACCAUCCUACCGAGCGUGGCAAAUGCCACGAUAAUCAACGAUAGCUUGCUCAAGUUAAAAAGCAUGAGAUCCAAGGUCUUCAUUGUGCACAUGUCACCCACUUUAGGUGCCACUUUCUUUUUAAAUGUUCAAAAGCAGGGAAGGAUGGAUAACGGGUAUGUGUGGAUUAUCACCACUGCCAUUGCUGAUGUUCUGUCCUUCAUGAACCCUUCUGUUUUACGCUCGAUGAAUGGUGUUGUCGGUGUCAAAACUCAUGUGCCAGAAUCCAAGUCCCUUGGAAAGUUCAGUAUUCAAUUCCAAAAGCGUUUUAAGCAGGAUCAUCCAAAAUUAUAUAUAUCACAACCCAACAUACAUGCACUGUGGGCAUAUGAUCUAAUGUUUCUUAUGGCAAUGGUAGCUAACAAAGUUCAGCCGCAUUUUAACGAUAAAAACUCUUCAUCACCACCGGCAAAUAAGCAAGGAAAUCGAAAUGUGCCUGAUCUGUUUGACAAUGGUGUCUCUCCUAUGGGUUUAAAAUUCUUACAAACAAUUCAAGCGGCAAAUUUCGUGGGGCUCAGUGGUGAGAUUCAAUUCAUAGACGGGCAAUUAAAUUCUAAUACUUACAGAAUUGUUAACGUGCUUAACAAAAGAGAUCGAACGAUAGGGUAUUGGACACCAGGGGUUGGCUUUUCGAAAGACCUUAAUAAAAAUAACAUGCAAAAAAACUAUUCAACAGAUGAUUAUGACCUUGCCAGUGUAACAUGGCCAGGAGGAUCCAAAGAAACUCCAAAAGCUAUGACCCUGACUAUUGGAGUCCCUUAUAAAACUGGUUUUGGUGAGUUCAUGAAUGCUAGCCGUGAUAACACCACUAACUCGUGGAGCGUGACUGGCUUUUCAAAAGAGGUGUUUGAAAACGUGAUGCAGGGAUUGCCAUAUGAAUUCAAUUAUGUCCCAUAUGAGACAAAUGGAGUUUCAGCAGGAGAUUACAAUGACCUAACUUAUUGUGUCUACACAAAGCAAUUUGAUGCCGUCGUGGGAGAUGUGACUAUUAUUGCUAGUAGAUCAAAAUAUGUGGAUUUUAGUCAGCCGUACACAGAUUCUGGAGUUCGCAUGAUUAUACAAAGAACCGACGAAAAAUUUACCAACGGUCGCUGGUGGUUUCUAUGGCCUUGGACAUUGGAUCUUUGGUUUACAACCAUCGCAUUCUUCCUGUCGACUGGGUUUUUUGUUUGGAUGUUAAAGACUCAAUGUGCGAUUUCAGAAGAAAAACUUGAAAGUAACUACUCCAGAUUCAUUGUGAGCCUGUGGAGCUUUGCGGUGUACAUUCUAAUGGGAUGCUUUAUAGCAAAUCUAACAUCUAUGUUAACGGCCAACAAUCUUCAAAUAGGAACAAUUACUGGAUCGGUUGGGUACCAAAAUGGAUCAUUUGUACCGGGUCUCUUGAAAGAUUUAGGAUAUCAACCAUCAAAGCUCGUUGAACUCUCUACAAUAGAGGAGUAUGCCGACGCUCUAAGAAACAGAAGGGUUUCUGCAAUCUACGAUGAGAUACCUUAUAUUAAAGUCUUCCUUGAACAUUACUGCGAUGAGUUCACAGUUACUGGACCUACAUAUCCAGCUGGCGGUUUCGGCUUUGUGUUUCCACUUGACUCUCCACUGGUAUCCUAUGUUUCUCAUAAAGUGUUGGAGUUUGCAGAGGCAAAUAAGACGAAAGGUGUUGUAAGAAAAUGGUUUGGUAGCGACUCAUGUUAUCAUACUUCCCAGAAGAAUAAUACAUCGAGCCAGCAGCUUCGUCUUUAUAGCUUCAGAAGUGUCUUCAUCACUGUGGGGAUUGCAUCAGCCCUAACUCUCUGCAUGUUUUUUGCUUCUGAUUUGGUGUAUAAGAGUGCCAAAAAAAAUGGCAGUCUAUCUGAAAACCCCACGGGGAGAACAAGAGUCGCGAUAGACCAAAUUCAUGAACAAGAGUCAUAUGCGUCGUAACCAAUGCCUUGUUUUUAUGCCGUAUUUUGUUGUAUAUAGUACUUAACAAUUAAGUAAUAUAAGUGCAAAUAAUCUGUAUUUCAGUAUAUUAAAGUAGCGUGCUCGUUGUAAUACAGGGAAAAGCACGAAUUUGUUAGAUGGAUUUCAUUGAAUAUCAUUAAUUAUUUGUAAUUGGGA